AGGCCCAUUGAAGUCCAAGUGUGGCACAUCUCAGCCUUAAAAAAACCCUUGUUGGUGCCUUCUUUUCGCUUCCAACUGGUAUUGUUAGAAACCUCCGCCGCUCUCUUUCUUCUUCAGAGCCACUUAGGGUUUUUCCUGCGUCAGCUCCAAUGGGAAAGGGAACAGGGAGUUUUGGUAAAAGAAGGAACAAGACCCACACUCUCUGCGUUAGAUGUGGCCGCCGUAGCUUCCAUCUCCAGAAGAGCCGUUGCUCUGCCUGUGCUUUCCCUGCUGCUCGUAAGAGGACAUAUAACUGGAGUGUGAAGGCAAUCAGAAGAAAGACCACUGGAACCGGUAGGAUGAGGUAUCUGCGCCAUGUCCCUCGCAGGUUCAAGACUGGUUUCAGAGAAGGUACUGAAGCAGCACCGAGGAAGAAGGUUGCAGCAGCUUCUGCUUGAGGUAUUACGAGGUUGUUUUGGAUGAAGCAUCUUUUUUUAGGAAAACUUUUACGAGAACAUUACUCUCGAGGGUUGUCAUUACAUUGAAUGCUUUAGCUGUUUUUAGUUUAUGAUUAUGGAGUUGCACUAAAUUUUGAACAAGGAUGAAUGAUUUAGUUUUCCUCUAGUUUAUUUUUGAGGAGUUGCUUCAAAUUUUGAACGAGGAUGGACAAGGCUAUUGUUGGUUUACACUUAGUUACUUGAUACAAUUUUUUUGGAUGAAGUUAAUGUAUGUUCUUGUUUUUGGUUAUAAA
Gossypium arboreum is the source of this 730-nucleotide messenger RNA. Its product is annotated as 60S ribosomal protein L37-3. Gene Ontology annotation, molecular function: RNA binding; structural constituent of ribosome. The record is from RefSeq and is a predicted model, not a curated record. Lineage: Eukaryota; Viridiplantae; Streptophyta; Magnoliopsida; Malvales; Malvaceae. Gene Ontology annotation, cellular component: ribosome; cytosolic large ribosomal subunit. Gene Ontology annotation, biological process: translation. The transcript is spliced from 4 exons. Bases 150 to 437 code for a protein of 95 amino acids.